Messenger RNA from Aspergillus versicolor CBS 583.65, 457 nucleotides. RefSeq lists its product as uncharacterized. The transcript has a single exon. Lineage: Eukaryota; Fungi; Ascomycota; Eurotiomycetes; Eurotiales; Aspergillaceae. Bases 138 to 398 code for a protein of 86 amino acids. The record is from RefSeq and is a predicted model, not a curated record.
GAAGAGGAAGAGGACGAGCGAAACGGGGGGUUAUAUAGGGCACGGUGGCGUUGUUGUGAGCGCUGUUGAAGCAGUCACGACAGUGAGUUGAUAUCAAGAGAAGAAGGAACACUUCUAAGAUCUUGACAACCGUCGCCAUGGGCCGCAAAAGAGUACGGAGAACGCCAACAACUCGUCCCCAAUGCGUCCUGAUGAACUUAGGGCUAAGUCUGGCUCUAUACAAAAGCGGGCCGAGCUACUGCAACGCUAACCCAGCCCUACAAGAGCCUCAUGGGGCGUAUAUCCACAGAGGCGAUCCAGAUAUAAACAUUAUUCCAACGGCAACUUCUCGUCCACUCGCUUCCUUCCCUGCUCAUGUCGAAGGGCGUAGACCAUGGUUCCGCCACUCGGUGCUAUAGCAACUAAUCACACCACCACUCAAAACCAGCAAGCACCGAGAACCCGCCUGCCUACAUUG